UUCAUUGAAGGCAACGGACACAUAAAACUGCCGUGCCUGAUCUGACGCAGGUCGGUACUACAUUUCUGGAGGGGUCUGGAUUCUCCAUUGGUUUUUUUUUUUUUUGGAAGGUGGUUGAAUGUAUGGUUCGGCUGUGUAACUGGGAACACACACACACAAAGAGAGAAGUCCUUUAGUUCUUUCUUUUUCUUCUCCCCCAAAAGGCCCUGCAUGUCUAACAUUUAGACAUGUUUAGCUUUGUGGAUUCGAGGACUGUACUGCUACUUGUAGCAACCCAUGUCGUUCUAUUAGCUGUUGUCAAAUGUCAGGACGAAGACCAGGACGUAGGCAGCUGUAUGCAGGACGGACAGAGCUAUAGUGACAAGGACGUAUGGAAACCAGAGCCGUGUCGUAUUUGUGUGUGCGACACGGGAACUGUCCUGUGUGACGAAAUAAUCUGCGAGGAGAUUAAAGACUGCCCCAAACCCGAGAUCCCAUUCGGAGAGUGUUGCCCCAUCUGCGUGCGGGGCGGGGAAGCCCCCCCAAGUGGGGCCCCCGGAGCUAAGGGUCAGAAAGGGGAACCAGGAGAUAUCACAGAUGUCGUAGGACCAAGAGGACCUGGAGGCCCUUUGGGCCCCCCAGGAGAGCAGGGACCACGUGGAGACAGAGGAGACAAAGGCGAUAAGGGCAGCCCCGGGCCCCGUGGCAGAGAUGGUGAGCCUGGUACCCCCGGUAACCCUGGCCCCCCCGGACCUCCAGGACCUAACGGACCCCCUGGCCUUGGAGGAAACUUUGCUGCUCAGAUGGCGGGAGGAUUCGACGAGAAGGCUGGCGGAGCACAGAUGGGCGUGAUGCAAGGACCAAUGGGGCCUAUGGGUCCUCGAGGACCACCUGGACCUUCUGGAGCUCCUGGUCCACAAGGUUUCCAAGGCAACCCCGGAGAGGCUGGAGAGCCCGGAUCAGCUGGCUCGUUGGGUCCCCGUGGUCCACCCGGACCCUCUGGUAAACCUGGAGAUGAUGGUGAGGCUGGCAAACCUGGCAAAGGUGGUGAACGUGGACCUUCUGGUCCUCAGGGAGCUCGUGGAUUCCCAGGGACCCCCGGUCUGCCUGGAAUCAAGGGCCACAGAGGUUAUCCAGGUCUGGAUGGACUCAAGGGAGAGGGUGGAGCUGCUGGUUCUAAGGGUGAGUCUGGUGCUCCCGGUGAGAAUGGCGCUCCUGGACCAAUGGGACCACGCGGUCUGCCCGGUGAGAGAGGUCGUCCCGGACCCUCUGGUUCUGCUGGCGCUCGUGGUAAUGACGGUCUGUCUGGCCCUGCUGGUCCUCCUGGCCCAGUCGGUCCUGCUGGGGCUCCAGGCUUCCCCGGCUCUCCAGGUUCUAAGGGCGAAGCUGGCCCCACUGGUGCUCGUGGACCUGAGGGCGCUCAGGGACCCCGUGGAGAGUCAGGAACCCCUGGAUCGCCCGGACCCGCCGGCGCAUCUGGAAACCCUGGUACUGAUGGUAUUGGAGGAUCUAAAGGAUCGGCUGGUGCUCCUGGUAUCGCUGGCGCGCCUGGCUUCCCCGGGCCCCGUGGCCCUCCAGGACCCCAGGGGGCCACUGGACCUCUCGGACCAAAGGGAACAUCUGGUGACCCCGGUAUCCCAGGUUUCAAGGGUGAGGCUGGACCCAAGGGAGAGCUUGGACCAGCCGGUCCACAAGGAGCACUUGGCCCUGCAGGAGAGGAGGGGAAGAGGGGACCCAGAGGAGAGCCCGGAGCUGCUGGACCUCUUGGACCUCCCGGAGAGAGAGGCGCCCCCGGUAACCGUGGUUUCCCAGGUCAGGAUGGUCUGGCUGGUCCCAAGGGAGCCCCUGGCGAGCGUGGAGUCGGCGGCGUGUCCGGCCCUAAGGGAGCCGGUGGUGACCCUGGUCGCCCUGGCGAGCCCGGUCUUCCUGGCGCAAGAGGUCUUACUGGUCGUCCUGGAGAUACUGGUCCUCAAGGCAAAGUUGGACCUGGUGGUGCUGCUGGUGAGGAUGGUCGCCCCGGGCCCCCUGGCCCUAUGGGAGCCCGCGGUCAGCCUGGUGUGAUGGGAUUCCCCGGACCCAAGGGAGCCAACGGUGAGCCUGGAAAAGGAGGCGAAAAGGGGCUUCUUGGUGCCCCGGGUCUGAGGGGUCUUCCUGGAAAGGAUGGUGAGACUGGAGCUGCCGGACCUCCUGGCCCUGCUGGACCUGCUGGAGAAAGAGGAGAGCAAGGACAGCCUGGACCUUCUGGCUUCCAGGGUCUGCCCGGACCUCCCGGCCCACCUGGUGAGGGGGGCAAGCCCGGUGACAUGGGUGUUCCAGGAGAGGGUGGAGCUGCUGGUGCCACUGGACCCAGAGGUGAGCGUGGUUUCCCAGGAGAGAGAGGAGGUGCUGGGCCUCAGGGGCUGCAGGGACCUCGUGGUCUGCCUGGAACUCCUGGAACUGAUGGACCCAAGGGAGCGAUCGGACCAGGUGGCGCAUCGGGUGCCCAGGGACCCCCCGGUCUGCAGGGUAUGCCCGGAGAGCGAGGGGCCUCAGGCAUCCCCGGACCUAAGGGAGACAGAGGUGACAACGGAGAGAAGGGACCUGAGGGUGCUUCUGGCAAAGACGGCUCAAGAGGUUUGACUGGUCCCAUUGGUCCUCCCGGCCCAGCUGGUCCCAACGGAGAGAAGGGUGAAUCUGGUCCAUCGGGACCUUCCGGUGCUGCCGGUGCCCGUGGUGCUCCUGGAGACAGGGGUGAGACCGGACCUCCUGGGCCUGCUGGCUUCGCUGGGCCUCCUGGAUCUGAUGGUCAGCCCGGAGCCAAAGGAGAGCAGGGAGAGGGUGGUCAGAAGGGAGACGCUGGUGCCCCUGGACCCCAGGGACCCUCUGGAGCUCCUGGGCCUUCUGGACCAACUGGUGUUUCUGGACCUAAAGGUGCUCGCGGUGCUCAGGGACCCCCUGGUGCCACUGGUUUCCCUGGCGCUGCCGGCAGAGUCGGGCCCCCUGGUCCCAACGGUAACCCUGGUGCUGCUGGGCCCUCUGGCCCUGCUGGUAAAGAUGGCCCUAAGGGUGUGCGAGGAGACGGUGGACCCCCAGGCAGACAGGGAGACGCUGGGCUGCGUGGAGCCGCUGGAUCCCCUGGAGAGAAGGGAGAUGCUGGAGAGGAUGGUCCCUCUGGUCCCGAUGGUCCUUCAGGUCCUUCAGGUCUGGCUGGACAGCGUGGUAUUGUUGGUCUUCCAGGACAGCGUGGAGAGAGAGGUUUCCCUGGCCUGCCAGGACCCUCUGGAGAGCCUGGUAAACAAGGAGCUCCUGGUGGUAGCGGAGACCGUGGACCUCCUGGUCCAGUGGGACCCCCUGGACUGACUGGACCCGCAGGAGAGCCCGGGAGAGAGGGCAACGCUGGUUCCGAUGGACCACCUGGUAGAGAUGGAUCCACUGGAAUCAAGGGUGACCGUGGUAACACCGGUCCUGCUGGCGCUCCUGGCUCCCCAGGAGCUAAUGGUUCCCCCGGCCCUGUCGGCCCCACCGGCAAGCAGGGAGACAGGGGAGAGGCUGGAGCUCAAGGACCUGCUGGACCUGCCGGGCCUGCUGGAGCCAGAGGAAUGGCUGGACCCCAAGGACCCCGUGGAGACAAGGGUGAGGCUGGAGAGGGUGGAGAGAGAGGACAGAAAGGACACAGAGGAUUCACUGGUCUGCAGGGUCUGCCCGGACCUCCCGGUCAAUCUGGAGACCAGGGUGCCUCUGGACCUGCCGGACCAAGUGGAUCGAGGGGACCUCCCGGACCCGUUGGUCCCUCUGGAAAGGAUGGUUCCAACGGUAUGCCUGGCCCCAUCGGACCCCCCGGACCCCGUGGUCGCUCUGGAGAGACUGGUCCCUCUGGUCCCCCUGGAAACUCCGGUCCCCCUGGUCCUCCUGGUCCUCCCGGCCCUGGUAUCGACAUGUCUGCCUUCGCUGGCCUGUCUCAGCCUGAGAAAUCCCCCGAUCCCCUGAGGUACAUGAGGGCCGACCAGGCCUCCGGAAACCUGAGGACGCACGACGCCGAGGUGGACGCCACGCUCAAGUCUCUCAACAACCAGAUUGAGAACAUCCGCUCCCCCGAGGGCUCCAAGAAGAACCCUGCACGUACCUGCAGAGACCUGAAGCUGUGCCACCCAGACUGGAAGAGCGGAGAGUACUGGAUCGACCCUAACCAGGGCUGCACCAUAGACGCCAUCAAGGUCUACUGUAACAUGGAGACCGGAGAGUCCUGCGUCUACCCCAAGCCCGCCAGCAUCCCCAAGAAGAACUGGUGGUCCAGCAAGAGCAAGGCUGCCAAACACAUCUGGUUCGGAGAGACCAUGAACGGGGGAUUCCACUUCAGCUAUGGCGAUGAGAGUCUGGCAGCCAACACGGCCAGCAUCCAGAUGACCUUCCUGAGGCUCCUGUCCACCGAGGCUAAUCAGAACCUCACCUACCACUGCAAGAACAGCGUGGCCUAUAUGGACGGGGUCACUGGGAACCUGAAGAAGGCCGUGCUGCUCCAGGGCUCCAACGACGUGGAGAUCAGAGCUGAGGGCAACAGCCGCUUUACCUACACCGUUAUGGAGGACGGCUGCACGAAACAUAAAGGAACCUGGGGAAAGACAGUGAUUGAGUACAGAUCACAGAAGACCAGCCGGCUGCCCAUCGUGGACAUCGCUCCUGUGGAUAUUGGAGGAGCGGACCAAGAGUUUGGUGUUGACGUCGGCGCAGUUUGCUUCUUGUAAAGAAAGAGGGAUGAAAAGAAGGAGAAGUAGAGGGGGAAAACACAUGACAUAUGAGAGAGAGGAACACACGCUUCUAUCAAAAAAAGGAAGAAUGAAAGAAAGAAUAGAGAAAGAUCGAGACACUUUUAUAUAAUUUUUUUGUUUAAGUAGAAAGUGCUUUUUCCAACUAAGUCCUGCACUGAAUGGCACCGGCAAUAUUCAUCUGGGAUUUCGUGGCCUUCCAGUCUCCCUCCAUCAGACCCCCCUCCCAUGGUGCCCCAGCCCUCCCUCCACCCCCCACCCUGGGAGCACCACCCCACUAACAAGACGGAUCGAGGAGAAGAGGAGAAAAGGAGAAGAGGAGAAAGAGGCAGCGUGCCAGACAAUGAGUUGGUGUUAUUUAUUUAUUGUUCAGGUGUGGGUCCCAGGUGUGCUAGGACUGAGUGUGUGUAGCCUGUAAAAAGGCCCCACCCACAACAACAUACAUAUUCUAUCAGUUCCCCCUUUUCAUGUUCCUCUUCUAUUCCUCCACACCCUAAAUAUGAUAUCAAUUCCAAACCAAAAAGUCUGUCAGUGUGAUAAGUGCAGGUGUUCCUACUUCCUACCGCCGCCUCAGUGUGCAUCAGGAAGUUACUGUGUAUUAGAAUAAAGUCAAAUGGUGCUAUUGUUGUAAAACAAGUCUGUAUUCCUUAACAACCAGAUACUAAUGUAUUAGUGACAUGUUUAUAAUGUGUUUACAUGUAUGUAUAUGUGUGUAUACAUAUAUAUAUAUAUACAUUUUUCAGAGAGUACAUUUCACGCUGAGAUCAUUUUUCAGAGUGGUAAAUGUUGCUGCCCUCCCCCCUCCAACCCAACCCUGACCCUUCUCCAUGGUAACCCAAUGACACAAAAACCAUGUCCAUAAUAUAUUUUGUAAAGAGACAUGUUCAAUUCGGAAUCAAUCCGAGCUCUAAAUUUUUUAAAUAUCUUUUUUUUUUUUUUUAUUAUUAUAUUUUAAGCUACCUCACACACACACACACAAAGAAAGAAACAACAGAGCAAAGUUGAAUCCUGUAUCCAAGUUUACAAAUCCAGCUUUGGUAAUCUUCUCUUUGGUGCAUUAGACCCCAUGUUGUGAGAAGCCCACCAGAAGUUGACUUUGACCGUUGUCCUAUCCCACUCCACUUCCUCCCAUAAACCCCCUGCUGUCCCCUCACACAGGAAGUACCUUCUGCCUUGGUAGGAAGUACCUCGGCCCUGGCCAUGCCCCUCUCGGACCAGGAACGGGAUAUGGCGUUUUGACUUGAUAUCACGACUGGACAAUCCAGCCCUCAUUUACACACAGAGGGAAAGCACCACGACCAGGGCAGAGGGUGUGCAUUCGUUUGUGAGGGGGUAGUAAAUAUAUUUUUUAUAUUAAUAAUAAUAAUAGUAAUAUUGUUAAUAAUGACAUCAUUACUAUUAUUAUUACUAUUAUUAAAUAUGAUGAUCAUGAUUUUGUUUUUGUUACGGUUUUGAUUAAUGUAAAUUGGAAAUAAAAGAAGAAAAAAACUAUUAACAGGCUGAAGUCACUUUUUAUUGUAUUGAUUUUUGUUGUUGUUGUUGUUGUUGUUUUGGGGGGUUGCUAUUCAUCCCCCAUAAUGCUCCAGAGAAGAGUGUGUGUGGGGUUGGGUGCUGUGGUGGUGUGGGUGUUUUUUGGGUUGUUAUUCAUCCCCCAUAAUGCUCCAGAGAAGAGUGUGUAGCGUUAAAACUUAUCUGGGGAGAUUAUUUGUUUCUGAAACCUGGAAGUAUGAUUGAACGUUGUUGUUGUUGUUGACGGUAUUAUAUUCCCAGAGAUAGAAGCCGUACCAAAUCUAGAUUCUGUGUCCUGUAUGGGUCUUUCCGUUGGUCUUCUGGUGUUUGGGCUCAAUGCAUAUCGAGGGGUGGAAUGUAGUCAGAACACACAAGGAGAGACCAUGGAUCACAAGUGGGUGGCACCCCAUUUUAUUUGUUGUUUUCUUCAUCGGAGAGAGUAUGCAACAUUUUGUGAGGAGGUGCGAAGUUCAUAUCAUGUACUAUUUUGUAAAAUGUAAAAACCUUUUUUCAAUAUUUUCAGAUUGUUUUUUAAGCAUGCUAGAUAAGAGAAACAUUUCCAACCGCUAUCAUCAGUAACUGUAUGAACUGAUUGUCAUCCUGUCUUUACAUUUUUUCCCUUUUCUUUCCUGACCUUUCACCUUUCACCUUUCACCUUAGCAAUAAAAGGUAGAAGCAUUUCUCUAAACAACACAGAGCCACGUUUCUUUUAUUUUUUAUAUAUUUUUUAUUUUAUUUUCCCCCCCGUAAUUUGGUUUUAAAGUUAAUUUAUUAUUUGAUGUAUUGGUUCCCGAAUCUACGAUGUCGUCGUCUUUGUUAGAAUAAUUAUUGACAUUUAAAACAACAGGAGGAAAAACGAAAUCAGCAAGACGAAAAUACAUCACAAAUAAACCCCGUUGUAAAAAUGACACAGAAGGAGACAUGCUUGGUUCUUGUUGUCUGGGUUAUUGGCAU
Molecule: messenger RNA, 7184 nt
Organism: Oncorhynchus masou masou (cherry salmon)
Lineage: Eukaryota; Metazoa; Chordata; Actinopteri; Salmoniformes; Salmonidae
Product: collagen alpha-1(II) chain-like
Exons: 51
Coding region: 228-4700 (1490 amino acids)
Biological process (GO): notochord development; collagen fibril organization; skeletal system development
Cellular component (GO): collagen type II trimer
Molecular function (GO): protein binding; extracellular matrix structural constituent conferring tensile strength
Source: RefSeq, a predicted model, not a curated record